Messenger RNA from Adineta steineri, 3348 nucleotides. The record is from the annotation of a GenBank genome assembly. Lineage: Eukaryota; Metazoa; Rotifera; Eurotatoria; Adinetida; Adinetidae.
AUGAUGUGCGUCAAAAAACGAGAUUUGAUAACAAUAUUUCGUAUGGGUGAAGAAGCAUCACAAGAUAUCGAUCUAGCUAUAUUAAUUGCUUUACUUCGUAGUACAUGUGUUUCAUCAAUAGAUCAAUUAAAACUUGCUCUAACAUGGAAUAGAGUUGAUAUUGCACGAAAUUAUAUUUUAGCUGGUACUCAUCAAUGGCCGGAACAAGCAUUAGAAGAAAUAAUGAUGACUGCAUUAGCAACUGAUAAAGUUGAUUUUUGUCGAUUACUACUUGAAAAUGGUAUUUAUAUGCAAAAGUUCUUAACAAUUCAUCGAUUAGAAGAAUUAUAUAAUACUCGUGAUGGUCCUCCAAAUACUCUUCAAUAUAUUGCAAAAGAUAUUCGAAAAAUUCGCAAGUCAGCUAUAAUGAGUGCAUAUACAUUACCUGAUAUAGGUUUAAUCUUUGAGAAAUUAAUGGGUCAUGGGUAUCGUUCAAAUUAUACUCGUCGACGUUUUCGUACACGCUAUGCAACUACAUUAAAUCAAUCGUAUGCAUUACGAUCAUUUCAUAAAAAACCAGUUAAUACUGUAGCAAAACCAGUCGAUGAUACAUUUCAAUAUCCAUAUAAUGAAUUACUUAUAUGGGCAGUGCUAACAAAACGACAUCAGAUGGCUUUAUUCUUUUGGGAACGAGGUGAAGAGGCUAUGGCGAAAGCAUUGAUUGCAUAUAAAUUAAAUAAAGCACUAACACAUGAAGCUAAUGAUGAUGAAUUAGAAAUUGAAGUUGCAACUGAAUUGUCUAGUUAUGCAGAACAAUUCCAUCAAUUAGCUCUUGGUGUUCUCGAACAAUGUUAUCGUGAAAAUGCCGAUAAAACAUGUCAAUUAUUAACAUAUGAAUUAAAAAAUUGGUCUGAUUGGACAUGUUUAUCAUUAGCUGUUAUAUCCCAUCAUCAAGAAUUCGUUGCACAUAAGUGUUGUCAAACAAUUUUAAAUGAUUUAUGGAUAGGUGGAAUGUCAAUACGACGUUAUCUUAACUGGAAAGUUAUUGCUUCAAUAUUAUUUUUUCCACUUGUACUUCGUAUUGAAUUUAAAAGUGCUGAAGAAUUAAAACUACAACCAAAAACACAUGAAGAACAUUUAGCAACACAAAAUCAAAGUGAUCCAGAUGAAGACGAUGAUGAUGAUGAUUACAAUAGUGAUGAUUAUAAUUCAGGAACAUUAUCAAAUGAUUAUACACAUUGUCGUUUAUCCGAUGAAAAUGAUUUAAGAAAAACUUCAAUAAUUAAUAACGAUGUAUCAGUUGAUUUUGUUCUUGAAAAUAAAAAUGUUGAUAAUCAAUCAAUUGAAAUGGUAACAUUUAAUAGAUCAUCGACAAAUUUAAAACAAACUUUAUCAACACCAACACAUCAAACAGAUGAUAUAAUUGAUAUUAAUACUGAAACAUCGAAAAAAACGGAUGAAUUAACUAUUUUAAAUGAAAGUAUACAUAUAAGUAUUCCAUUAUCAUCAUCACUUUCAAUAACACAACGUUUUUAUGAAUUUUAUAAUGCACCAAUAACUAAAUUUUGGUAUAAUGCGAUAUUUUAUCUUCUUUUUCUUUUUCUUUUUACUUAUAUGGUACUUGUACGUACACCCUUAAGACCAAGUAUUGCAGAAUAUAUUGUAACUAUUUAUUUGGCAACAUCAGCAAUCGAUACAGCUCGAGAAAUAUGUACAAGUUCUUCACCACGUUUUCGACGUAGAUUAAUAUUGUAUUUCUCUGAUUUUGUUCAUAUAUGCGAUUCAUUAGCAAUACUAGUCUAUGGUAUUGGAUUUCUUCUUCGAUUUCGUUCAAGCACUCUAUAUAUCGCACGUUUAUUAUAUUGUCUUGAUGUAUCUUAUUGGUGGAUACAUUUAUUAACAUAUAUAUCUGUACAUAAAUCAGUUGGUCCAUAUAUUCAUAUAGCUGCACAAAAUUUGAUUGAUUUAUUUAAUUUUAUAAUUAUUAUACUUGUUGUAAUGGUAUCAUUUGGAGUAUCUCGUCAAGCAAUUAAAUAUCCAAAUGAAUUAUGGUCAUGGCGAUCAGUUAAAGAAAUAUUUCUUGAACCUUAUUUUAUGAUUUAUGGUGAAGUUUAUGCUGGUUCAAUUGAUCCACCAUGUCUUGAAAGUGAACCAGAUGCUCCCCAAUGUAUGCCAUUUCAUUGGGUAACACCAAUAACUAUGACAGCAUAUCUUAUAUUUUGUAAUAUAUUAUUACUUUCAAUACUUAUUGCAACAUUUAAUAAUACUUAUAUACGUAUAUCAAAAUCAUCGGAUCAAGUAUGGAAAUAUCAUCGUUAUUAUAUUGUACUUAAAUAUGAAUCCAAACCAAUGUUACCACCACCAUUAAUAUUUAUUUCUCAUAUAUAUUUAUUAGUAAAACUUUUUUUACGAUAUUGUCGUGGAAAAAAAUUCAAAGUUGAUCAUGGAUUAAAAUUAUUUUUAAGUGAAAAAGAAGUUGCUGAAAUCAAUGAUUUUGAAGAAGAACAAAUUGAUGAAUAUUUUGUAAUGAAAGAUCGAGAAAAAAAGAAUACAACUGCCGAACAAAUUGCUCGUACAUCUGAACGUGUUGAUGGAACAGUUUUGCGUGUUGAUGAUAUUUAUCAACGUGAAACUCAAAAUCGUAUUAUACUUCAAAAUCUUGAUUGGCGUUUACAACAUUUAGAAGAUCUUAAUAUGAAUAUGUAUAAUAUUAUGGAAAGAUUACUUUUAACACGAAUGUCUGAUGAACAAGAUUCAUCAUCAUAUUAUUUUCAUCAUCCAUCAUCUGUAAUUAAUAAUAAUAAUAGACAACGACGACAUUCAUCCAUAACAGGAUAUGAAUUAAAAGAUUUUAAAAAGAAAAUAAUACCUAAAUCAACAACAAUGACACCUCAAUUAUCAUUAGCAAAAACUCGUUCACCCACAGCUGAUAAUAUAUCAUUAUCAAAACAAUCGAAUGAACUCAAAAGACGUUCAACAAUUCAUCGAUUAAGUUCGUUAACAUCGCAUGAUUCAAAUAUAGCACAUGUGCAAACUAAUGAAUAUACUUCAAUAACAGAUAUUAUUAAUACAAAUCAAUCAGAAUGGCAACCAACAAGUCCAAUACUUCUUCGUUCUUCAGCAAAUCGUCCCAAUCCAAUGACAUUAUACGAAUCAGCAAAAGAAGAUAUUGCUGGUUAUGAUGCUGAAGAACAAACACAUAAUUUAAUUGGUGAACUUAUACGAAAACGUAGUCAAAAAUCAUCAAAAAAUCAAUUAAAUAUUAUAACAGAAUCUUAUUGUGAUAGUGAUCGUAUAUCUCUUUUUUCAAUGGAUAUAAAUGCUAGUUCAUCAAAUCUCAAUUUAGAACAAACAGAUGCAAAAAACUAA